UUUGUUAUCGAGUGCGCUCUAGUAACGGAAAUCUUUGAACUAAUAUUUUAAAAGAAAAUCUUUGAGUUUCACAACUGCUGCUGCCAUCUAAUGGCACACAUGUUUGUGUAGUGUUUGAGAAAGUUAAGGAAUAACUAAAAAGCUAUCUUCGUGUGGAGACUCUGUGCGUUUACGUUCAGUUUUCUUGAUCGUCUUUUUUUGUGUGUGGUUAAUUGCUGUGAUCAAAAUGGCAUUAAAUCCUGCAUACGAAGCGAUCGGGAAGGGUUUUGUUGCCCAGUACUAUGCUCUUUUCGAUGAUCCAGCUCAGCGGCCCAAUCUGAUUAACAUGUACAACAUAUAUGCAGAGCCUUGUCUAAUGUGAUGGACUGCACACUGGCAAUGCUGUCCCCCUGCCACAGCAAUCUGUCAGUGACUAAGUUAUUUUAAUCAGGUUAUAACAAAAAUGGAGGAACCUAAGCAAGUGACUGAGACAUCUUUCAUGACUUUCGAAGGGCUGCAAAUACAAGGUGCUGUCAAAAUAAUGGAAAAGCUAACAAGUUUGGCAUUCCAAAAGAUAAACCGAAUUAUUACAGCUGUUGACUCUCAACCAAUGUUUGAUGGUGGUGUAUUAAUAAAUGUCUUGGGAAGAUUACAGUGUGACGAAGACCCGCCUCACGCCUAUUCACAAGUGUUUGUGCUGAAGCCAGUGGGAAAUUCUUUUUACUGCCAACAUGAUAUAUUCCGUCUGAGCAUCCAUGACAGCGCCUGAUGGACACUGCCAAAUGUGGGACAGCAACAUGCCAAACCUGUGCCGCACUGCCGGUAUGGGGUGUGAUACAGACAUUUGUAUCUGGACAUUGACCACGUGGUUUCGAAUAAGUUACGUGUCACCUGUUACUCGGCCGUUAAAAAUUUAUGAAAAACAUUGUUAAGUUUACUUCAGCGAGUCAUGCUUUUGCAGCUUAACUGUGUCCGGAACCACAUGGUUAUCAGCUUUGUUUUCCUCAGUCUGUUAAUUUCAUUAACGUUGAAAUUUUCUGUGUAACUCAUGUUAAUUGAUAAAGAUUGUAUGCAACACGUAAGUUUGUAAUCCGCAAAUUUUAAAUAUAAAUUGUGCUUAAUGACACUCUGAAACUUAAUUGGACCCAGCCUUUAUUUUUCACUUUUUUGUGUUCAGAAAUUAAGAGACUGUGUUACUGUAUUCAGUCCUCAAAUUAAAAAAAAAGAGGAAGUGAUUUCUGUUGUGUUUUUAUAUUGUAAUUAUCAUUCUCAACCAUUUUAAUAUUUUGGGGAAGUUAUUUGUUUGUAGCUUCAGAUAUCUGCUUAGUGAUUUUUAAUAGUGUAUUCACCUUUAGUUUAAUCAUUCUUCAGUAUGUCGUUUAAAAUAUUUAAAAACAGUGGAGUAUCCUUUUGCAUAGUGCUUAUGCAUAACAUUGGAAGAUUUGUAAUUUGUAGAGACGAGAUACGCCAGACAGCUCCCAUGGCUGUGAAAGUACAUUUAGCACUUCAUUAUAUUGAGCUAUAGCACUUUGCCUCAUUUGGACUGAAUAAAUACGUACUGUGAUACUUGUAA
Messenger RNA from Schistocerca cancellata (South American locust), 1552 nucleotides. RefSeq names its product probable nuclear transport factor 2 (gene Ntf-2). Bases 443 to 748 code for a protein of 101 amino acids. The record is from RefSeq and is a predicted model, not a curated record. NCBI's taxonomy places the organism in Eukaryota, Metazoa, Arthropoda, Insecta, Orthoptera, Acrididae. The transcript has 5 exons. Gene Ontology annotation, biological process: protein import into nucleus. Gene Ontology annotation, cellular component: nuclear pore central transport channel.